This is a messenger RNA of Pelmatolapia mariae (spotted tilapia), 756 nucleotides long. RefSeq names its product WD repeat domain 83 opposite strand (gene wdr83os). NCBI's taxonomy places the organism in Eukaryota, Metazoa, Chordata, Actinopteri, Cichliformes, Cichlidae. Gene Ontology annotation, biological process: protein insertion into ER membrane. The coding region runs from base 107 to 427 and encodes 106 amino acids. The transcript is spliced from 4 exons. The record is from RefSeq and is a predicted model, not a curated record. Gene Ontology annotation, molecular function: protein folding chaperone. Gene Ontology annotation, cellular component: endoplasmic reticulum membrane.
CUCUCUCUGUCGACUCCUUUCCUGAAGUGGCUGGUCAGCUGUCUGUCGGUUUUCGGUGUUUAAACUUAUUUUCAUUUGCUUACAGUAGGAAGACCUUGAAACAACUAUGUCAUCCAACAAUAUGGCAGACCCGAAGAGGCAAAAUAAAAUCUUAAGGUACAAACCUCCCAGCACAGAGACCAACCCGACACUGGAGGACCCCACACCUGACUACAUGAACCUGCUCGGCAUGAUCUUCAGCAUGUGUGGACUUAUGCUCAAGCUUAAGUGGUGUGCAUGGAUUGCAGUCUACUGCUCAUUCAUCAGCUUUGCAAACUCCCGAAGCUCAGAGGACACCAAACAGAUGAUGAGCAGCUUCAUGCUGUCCAUCUCAGCAGUUGUGAUGUCCUACCUCCAGAACCCACAGCCAAUGUCACCGCCAUGGUAACCAAGGGCCAAUCUCAGGAGAGAGCAGAAGUGAAUUGUGGAUGCAGGAGUGGGUGACAGCACAUCUGAUUGAAUCCCCCCGGCCACCUAUGAGCAUAAACAGAGACGAAGAAGAACAUAAUGUAAUAGAGAGAAAACAGACGAGCAGGAGAGGUAGACAGCAAGGAGAGCUCUACGUCAAGAUAGAAAGAUAAAAUAUCUUGGACUUUUGUUAUAUCUUGGGUUGGUAAAUAUCUUGGGUUCUUUGUUUUUUCUGUUUAUAACCUUUUCUAAGUCUUUUGCUUGUUCAUGAACUGAUGUUGUCAAUAAAGUUGUACGGUUUUAAAAGGA